Messenger RNA from Moneuplotes crassus, 2014 nucleotides. The record is from the annotation of a GenBank genome assembly. Lineage: Eukaryota; Ciliophora; Spirotrichea; Euplotida; Euplotidae.
AUAAAAUGUCAGAUGAGAAAUUGUCUAUAGAGAUGAUGCUCUGAAUCGUCAUCUUGAUAGUUUACAUUGUCCUUGCCGAAAUCAUCGAAAUCAAACGAGUGGACUUUAUCCAUGAAAGUGGAGUUGCCGUUUUCCUCGGUAUUUUAGUUGGCCUUGUGAUAAAAUAUGGCCUCAACCAAACUGUGGCCUUCAGUGAGUCGUCUCUGUUUUACUUUAUUAUACCUCCCAUCAUAUUCUCGGCUGGCUACACGCUUAAGAAGCAGAACUUCAUUGAAAACUUUUCGUACAUCCUGAUGUUUGGACUUGUGGGAACUUUGCUGUGUAUGAUGUUUCUAUCUUACCUGAUUGUGGGUGCCAGCCAUAUCAUAUUCACUGGAGAGUCGUCAAGCAUGAGGCCUGACCAAUACGACUGCAUGUUGCUUGCCAUCAUGCUCUGAGCCUCAGACUCAGUAGCAGCUUUGACGAUAAUUAAAUAAGAAAGAUUACCCCAAACUCAACUCGAUCGUCUUCGGAGAAAGUAUCCUGAACGAUGCAGUGAGCAUAUUGCUCGUGAGGACUGUCGAAGGAUACAUCCUAGCCACGAAUGAGUCUGCAGCUCCGAGCACUCCAGGAACUGACGACACAGCCAAUGAUGAUGUGCUGAAAGGCCGUAUGCUCAAGAGUGAAAACUUCUCGCUGUUGUCAAGUGAUGGAAUCUCGAUCUUGGCAUCCUUCUGUUUCAUGACACUCUUCAGUGUGUUGUUGGGGGUUUUGUUCGGGUUGCUGGCCAGCUUCAUUUCGAAGAACGUGCCGACACUGCGAGUUCACCCGGCCAGGGAAAUGUUUCUGAUUCUGCUGUUUGCAUACCUUGGAUAUGUGGUCUCUGAGAUGAUCGAGCUUUCAGGCAUCAUGGCGAUAUUCUCGUGUGGGAUGACCAUGAGUUACUACACCAUCUAUAGCAUGAGUCAGAAGUCACGGAAAGGAUCGCAGCUUGCAGUCGAGACCAUCGGCCACGCAGCCGAAGCCAUCUUGUUCGUGUACAUGGGAGUGUCACUGUUCAGCAUCAAAGUCCACCAGAUGUCGAUUGGGUUCUCGUUCUUGGUGUUGUUUGCAGCCUUCAUUGCAAGAGCCAUUUCGAUGGUGAUAUCAUACUUAAUGGUGUGUUGGUGUACAGAGCAAAUCAAGCUCAACCAGUUCGCAGUGAUAUGGUUUUCUGGCCUUGUAAAGGGCGCCAUUGCAUUCGGUCUGAGUGCCCAGAUUUCACCAGAAGUUUCGGAGAACAGAGACUUCAUCAUGGGGACCACACUCAGCAUCGUACUUGUCAGCACUAUUGUGCUUGGAGGCCUCAUGUCGGUGUUUGCACGUGCAGUGGGGCUUGACAAAGAAAAAGAAAUGCUCAGGAGGAUCUAUGCUUCGUUCGAGAAAGGCUCCAAGAAAGAGCAAGCAGAAGCCAUUGCUGACGAAACAGGUCAGUCUGACGAAGAGUUCGGAGACGAUAUCCGAGGAAAGAUCCUGAGAAUGAAGUCAAGAGCCAUCAACUUCAUCGUCACUUUUGACAGACUGGUGCUGCAGAAGUAUUUUGGAGGAGCCACUCCAGAAGACGAAGAGCGGGAAAGAGAAGAAGAGGAGGUUGAAGAGCACGAGGCACUGAGGAUUUUUGCAGAAAGACACAGAUCUGACUUUAUGACAGCAGAUCACGAUUUAAAUGAUAACAAAGGUAAGAUAUUCUCGACUAGAAGAUUCUUGAAAUUCCCAUUUAAGUUGAAAGGAGAAGAGAAUUCUGCCUAAUGACAUUUAUUUGAGAAUUGUUUAGCAAAAUCCUUAUAUAGAUGAUGAUAGAAUGAUCCGGUCAAAUCCAAAUCAAGGAAGAGGAUUUAGCUAUAUUCCACAAAAUCCCUCCUCAAUAAGUUCAAGAUCAAACGGCAAGGAAGAGUCUAAAGACAUAGAGCUCAAAGAGGACCUAGAUGAAGAAAUAUAGCUUCAAUGAUACAAAGAAUCACCAUGAAUAAGUUGAAUUCUUAUUCACUCAAUUAUA